ACUAACCCCGUUCACUUCACUCCACUUCACCGCCAGAUCUCGUUCUAUUCUGUUUCACUCACGGCACAAAAGAAAGAGAAAUAAUGGCGGUCAUGGCGGUUCACCAAUUCGCGCAAUGUAUUACUUGCCACGCCUGGAGCGCCGAUCAAUCUAAUGCGAUUUUGAUUGGAUCUGAUUUUAUGUUUUAUUUUGAGUUUUUUUAUUUGAAAUCGAACGGAGGCUGUGGUUUGUGGAAAUUAGAAACCUUCUGCACGAAGAUUGUUCGGUAGCGAAGCUGAUAAUCACCACGUGUGGAGUGUUGAUGUUUUCUUUGCUUGAAUUAGGAAGCGUUUUGUUCGUGAAGCUUGGACAAUUGUUCAUUUUAGUGUGUUUAAUUUCCUAUGGAAAUUGUGUAACUUGUUUUAUUGUUUUGAUGAUCAGUUUGAGUAAUUUCGUUUGUGAUAUUUAAUUUAUUUGAGUUUUGCGCAAACUACUGCAUUGUGAUGGUGGGAGAAUGGUAUUGUUUAUGAAGGAAAACACACUUGGUUAUAUUAUUGUAAACCUCGGUCAUGGGUGUAUAAAAAACUUGAGCGAGAGUUACUAAGUUGUGGACCCAAAGCAGAGCAUAGGAUGUUUGAAGAACUUGAGUGAGAGCUACUAGAAGUUGUAGUGUGCAACGUGAAAUUUUUUGACAUGGGGAGGGAGAAAUUAGGAGGGGUUUUGGAGCUCUUUACAUCAUGUGUGGUGCAUUGCAAUGUGCAGCUACAAUUACUGCUACUCUUACUGCUAUUUGCACAUGGAGGGUUGGUUGAAGACAAAUGGGAAAAGGUGUAUGUUCUUCAAAAGCAUGAUCAGGUAAUUUCUGGGAUAGACUGGAGUGCAAGAUCAAAUAGAAUAGUUACCGCAUCCCAUGAUCGGAAUUCAUAUGUCUGGAACCUUGAACAAUCAGAAUGGGUGCCAACUCUUGUUAUCCUUAGAUUAAACCGUGCUGCUCUUUGUGUUCAAUGGAGUCCAAAAGAAAACAAAUUUGCAGUGGGGAGUGGAGCCAAAACUAUUUGUAUAUGCUACUAUGAGCAGGACAACAACUGGUGGGUCAGCAAACUUAUCAGGAAAAGACACAAUUCUUCAGUGACAAGUGUUUCUUGGCAUCCAGAUAAUAUUUUUCUUGCGACAACAUCUACAGAUGGGAAAUGCCGAGUAUUCUCCACCUUUAUUAAAGGCGUCGAUGCAAAGGAUUCAAAAAAGGGUACUUCAUCAGAUUCAAAAUUUGGAGAGCUGAUUGUUCAGCUUGAUCUCUCGUCAUCUUGGACAUUUGGAGUCAAGUGGUCACCAAGUGGCAAUACUCUAGCAUAUGUAGGUCAUAAUUCUAUGAUAUAUUUUGUUGAUGAUGUUGGUCCUUCUCCUUUGGCCCAAAAUGUUGUGUUCCGUGAUUUGCCCCUCCGUGAUGUACUAUUUGUUUCUGAAAGAAAAGUGAUAGGUGUAGGAUUUGAUUGCAACCCAAUGGUUUUUGCGGCAGAUGAAAGAGGAACUUGGAGUUUUGUCAGGUAUCUGGGAGAACGGAAAGCAGUAUCUUCUGCAUCAAGAUAUGGCUCACAGUUCUCUGAAGCAUUUGGGAAGUUUUAUGGUCAAUCAAAGCAUGGAGUGAACAACGAUGCAGUUGAAACUUCAAGAACUCGUGGAACUGUUCAUGAGAACUGUAUAAAUUGUAUUAUACCUCUUGGGGAUCAUGGAAAAAUGAUAAGGCGUUUCAGCACAUCAGGAUUAGAUGGAAGAAUUGUUGUAUGGGAUUUGGAAAAUGAGCAAGACCUGUUAGAAUAAUAAGCUCAUCAGUAAAUCGUCACAUCUUAAUGGUAAAGCAUCUGAAGUUGAUUGUUGCAUGAAGCAUUAUACCUUGUAAAUUAAUUUGGGUAUGAGGGAUUUAAGUGAUCUCUUGUCAUUAUAAUCAAGACUUGAAAGUGUCAGAUAUUUCACUCCCUAGAGUAUGUCUAUAAACUCUACCUCGAUGUUAACGUAUUCUCUUAUUCAAUAUUCUGCCUGUUGUUUUCCAUGCAAUCACUCUCCGGAAAGGAUAUAUAACCAGUUUCAUUGUUAGAGGGCUUAAA
Molecule: messenger RNA, 2081 nt
Organism: Vigna radiata var. radiata (mung bean)
Lineage: Eukaryota; Viridiplantae; Streptophyta; Magnoliopsida; Fabales; Fabaceae
Product: actin-related protein 2/3 complex subunit 1B
Exons: 17
Coding region: 673-1797 (374 amino acids)
Biological process (GO): Arp2/3 complex-mediated actin nucleation
Cellular component (GO): actin cytoskeleton; Arp2/3 protein complex
Molecular function (GO): actin filament binding
Source: RefSeq, a predicted model, not a curated record